AUGGCCGCCCUCCUCUCCGAGAUCUUCCGCUUCUUGUCGCUCUUCUUCAAGAGCAAGGAUGUGAUGAUCUUCAAUGGGCUGGUGGCCCUGGGCACCGUGGGCAGCCAGGAGCUCUUCUCUCUCUUCUCCGUGGUGGCCUUCCACUGCCCGUGUGCACCCGCCCGGAACUACCUGUAUGGGCUGACGGCCAUCGGGGUGCCCGCCUUGGUGCUCUUCCUCAUCAGCGUCAUCCUCAACAACCAAACCUGGGACCUGGUGACCGAGUGCCAAUACCGCAGGGCCAAGAACUGCUCGGCCGCCCCCACCUUCCUGCUCCUGAGCUCCAUCCUGGGCCGAGCUGCCUUGGCCCCCGUCACCUGGUCGGUCAUCUCCCUGCUGCGCGGGGAGGCCUACGUCUGCGCAUUCAGCGAGUUUGUGGACCCGACCUCGCUCACGGCUGGGAACGAGAGCUUCCCUCGCUUUCACGCCACACAGAUCCUGGCCAGGUUUCCUUGUGGGGAGAGCCCUGCCAAUCUGUCGGGCUUCCAGGAGGAGGUGAGCCGCAGGCUCAGGUAUGAGUAUCAGCUCUUCGGGUGGCUGCUCAUCGGCUCGGUGACCAUCCUGGUGUUCCUGACCAAGUGCCUCAAGCACUACUGCUCGCCGCUCAGCUACCGCCAGGAGGCCUACUGGGCCCGCUACCGCGCCAACGAGGACCAGCUCUUCCAGCACACGGCCGAGGCGCACUCACGCGUGCUGGCGGCCAGCAACGUGCAGCGCUUCUUCGGCUUCGUGGCGCUCAACAAGGAGGACGAGGAGCUGGUGGCCAAGUUCCCCGUGCAGGGCACACAGCCGCGGCCACAGUGGAAGGCCAUCACCGGCGUCUACCUGUACCGGGAGAACCUGGGCCUCCCCCUCUACAGCCGCCUGCACAAGUGGGCCCAGGGUCUGAGUGGGAAAGGCGCGGCCCCCGACAUGGAGGUGGCCCUGCUGGCCCCCUGAGGCCCCACCACCCCCUGCACUGCGUCUGGGGGUAGAGUGAGGUGAGAGGCCCAGGGUGUGGCCUCCUCCACCACCAGGAAGUCCCUGGUCACUCCCAGAUUGAGUGUCCCGAAAGCUUGGACCUGGCACCAGGGAAUGGAAUGUUUUAUUCCUGAAGCCCUGGGCUGCUGGCUGGCCUCAGCUGUGACUGACCCGGCCUGAGCAGGGAACCCGCAGGGAACCCCAGUGGGCAGGACCCUAGAGGAUUGCGGGGAGCAGGGAGGUGUGGGCGUGACAGAGGCCCUGUCCCCUCUCCUGUCCACUUCCCCAGAGCUGGCAGCCCUGCCCGAAGACAAAACUGGGGCUAUACCACGGGCCCACGCCCUGCAGCCCCCGGCAGGGAGACUGGCCCCAGGCUGCUCUUCGGGGAGGGUCCCCAGGGGAUACGUGUCCAGCUGUUCUGAAACAACCACACCCUGGCCCUGCUCCCAGGGGCUGCUCCCAGUUUCCCCUUCAGGAUGCCCGUCCUGGCCCCACCUUAUGGCCCUGACACAAGGGCCCAGGACCACGCUGGGCUGAGGCACCG
Molecule: messenger RNA, 1543 nt
Organism: Sorex araneus (European shrew)
Lineage: Eukaryota; Metazoa; Chordata; Mammalia; Eulipotyphla; Soricidae
Product: calcium homeostasis modulator protein 2-like
Exons: 3
Coding region: 1-978 (325 amino acids)
Molecular function (GO): monoatomic cation channel activity
Source: RefSeq, a predicted model, not a curated record